AGAUAAUGUGCUCUAAAAUUAUGUAUAUUUUUAAACCAAAAAGCGUGAGAUACAACAGCGGUAUAUCAUUGUAUUGCAUUUAAUUAUUCUAUUGAAGUCAAUUGGCUGUUUGAAGGGGCCAGUGUUAGUGCGUCUGCCGAUACGAAAUGGCCUGGUAUUGGUAAUGACGAUUUUAUUUAAAAAAAAAAACAAAAAACAUCCGAUACAUUUUGCUAUAUUCUUUGUUUAUCAUACGAAAAAAUAUUAGUAAUAGUGACACAAAUUAGCCACACUAUACGCGUGAAUUAAGCAACAACCUACCUAAGCUUUUAAAUUGAGAGAGAAAUCAUGGCGUCAAAACUACUGGCUUGGUCGCGCCAAUCACUACAACGUCGUCCGGUUCUAACCAACACCGUAGUCUACGCAACGUUUUAUACUGCCGCUGAAUUGUCGCAGCAAACCUUCAAUAGAAUUUACUCGCCGGAAAAGCCAGAUUUAGAUGUCGCGGCUGCCGCCCGAAUCGUCUCAGUUGGUAGUACUGUUUACGCACCCACAUUGUACUUUUGGUACAAAUUUUUGGACAAGAAGUUUGCCGGCAACGCGAUCAAAGCCGUAGCGACAAAAGUGGCUUCCGAUCAGUUCAUUAUGACGCCUAUAUUAUUGGCCACGUUUUAUACUUUGUUGGGGAUUUUAGAACGUAGAGAAGAUGUUUUCGAAGAGCUAAAGCAGAAAUACUGGAAGACGUUUAUAGCCAAUCAAGCAUUUUGGAUUCCAGCGCAAACGAUUAACUUUUACUUCAUGCCUUCACAUUUGAGAGUUGUUUACGUAGCCUCAACAUCUUUCGUGUGGAUCAAUAUCCUUUGCUUUAUUAAGAGACAAAAAAACAUGAAAAAACUUGAAGAGAUGCCAUUAUAAUUCGAAAGCGAAGAUCGAUACACAUGGCUUAUAUCUAGAUAUAUUCAUAAUACUUAAUUUAAAUAAAAUUAAAAUCUUCACUCAAA
Bombyx mori (domestic silkworm) is the source of this 980-nucleotide messenger RNA. RefSeq names its product mpv17-like protein. Bases 328 to 894 code for a protein of 188 amino acids. NCBI's taxonomy places the organism in Eukaryota, Metazoa, Arthropoda, Insecta, Lepidoptera, Bombycidae. The transcript has 5 exons. Gene Ontology annotation, biological process: cellular response to reactive oxygen species. Gene Ontology annotation, cellular component: membrane; cytoplasm; mitochondrion. The record is from RefSeq and is a predicted model, not a curated record.